CCUUCCUACUACAAUAUUUAUCUGUAUCUCUAAAAAAAAAAAGCGAUUACCAGAUUAAUCAAUCCAACAGGAAAAAAAAAAGAAAAGAAAAGAGAAAAACCAAUUAUCACUUCAUCCUUCCAACUACAGUAUUUCUGUCUCUCUAAAAAAAAAAAAUUACUCAAAAGAGUGACUGAGAGAAAAAGAAAACAGCUGUCUGUCUCUGAGAUUCGAGGGGGCCUCAUAAAAAUGUAAAUAUACAAAGGAAAAGGUCCUGACCAACAACACUUGUCUACUGAACUUGUUUAAUAGUUGCUGCCGUUUUUGCUUAACAUUAAGGAUGGAAGUUCUCUUUUUGAUGGGUUUGUAACAACUUCUGUGGAUUUAUCAUUUCGCAAAAAUCAGCGAGGAGUGAUUUUGCCGACCCCUGUGCAUAUCAAGCACCAUGUUGGAGGGAUCAUAUCUUGUUUCAAGGGACUUGCCUUCUGCGUGCGAGCAAGAGAGCAAGUGGAUAUACUAUGCUUUCCAUGUUAUUGAGCACUCAAAGGGAAAGCGUCCUUUGGAGGAUGUAGCAGACAUUGGUUUGAGAAAGUCAUCAAAGCUGCUUGAUGCCCUAGAGAAGGAGGAAACCAUGCAGUGUCUUCAUGAUCUUUCGCUCUCUCAAGAGGAACAAUCAGAUAAGCAGCAUGAUAGUGGCACUCAUUCUGAUUCAAGUUCUUUAAUCCACCAAAUUGGGCGAGACCUUUCAAUAAAUUGCCCGCUUCAUUGCUCAAGGUCAGAUUAUGGGUCCAUUUCUUCAUUGAACCAGAGCUUUAGGUCUUUAAUUCAGAGUGGAGAACUUUAUAGGCUCAGGAGACAGAUGGGUAUCAUAGAACAUUGGGUUUAUUUCUCUUGCAACCUCCUUGAAUGGGAGGCCUUUGAUCCCAUUCGUCGUAGGUGGAUGCAUUUGCCAACAAUGACAUCAAAUGAAUGCUUCAUGUGUUCUGACAAGGAAUCACUGGCAGUUGGUACUGAACUUCUUGUCUUUGGCAAGGAAAUAGAGUACCAUGUCAUCUACAAAUACAGCAUCCUCACCAACUCAUGGUCAUCGGGGAUGAAAACAAACACACCUAGGUGCCUCUUUGGCUCUACAAGCCUUGGGGAAAUUGCAAUUGUAGCAGGCGGUUGUGACUCAAGGGGAAAUAUUCUAAGCUCAGCGGAGCUUUAUAAUUCCGAAACAGGAACAUGGGAGACUCUCCCAAGCAUGAAUAAACCAAGAAAAUUGUGUUCAGGUGUAUUCAUGGAUGGGAAGUUCUACGUAAUUGGUGGGGUUGGUGUUGGCAAUUCAACCGUGCUUACUUGUGGCGAAGUGUAUGAUUUGAAAGCAAGGUCUUGGAUCGAGGUACCUGAUAUGUACCCAGCACGUAAUAGAGGGGCUGGAGCUAAUGAUGCUCUUGCAGCAGCUAAGGCACCUCCACUCUUAGCUGUUGUAAAGAAUGAGUUAUAUGCUGCAUAUUACGCUGAAAAUGAACUCUGGAAAUAUGAUAAGGGAAGAAACUUAUGGAUUACUAUAGGAAGAUUGCCUGAGCAUGCGACUUCUAUGAAUGGUUGGGGGCUUGCAUUUAGGGCAUGUGGGGAUCAGCUUAUAGUUAUUGGAGGACCUAGAGCGUUGAAUGGGGGAUUCAUUGAGAUUAAUUCUUGGGAACCUGCGGAAGGCGCACCAAACUGGAAUUUAUUGGGCAGAAAACAUUCAGGAAAUUUUGUUUAUAAUUGUGCAGUGAUGGGUUGCUGAGGUGUCUUAUUUGGAUGGGAGUAUUGAAACCUGUAUGAUCUCCUCUCUGCAUUUAGAUCCAGUCACCUGUUUACUUUUUGAUCUUCUGUUGUCAAUUUGUAUCAUUAUCAAUUGGUUAACGUGAGAAAUUCAUAAUGUGUAGAAGUGACAUAGAUCAACAAGUUGAAGCAGUGAUAAGGUUCUAGUUUGCCAUGAUGAUUUGGAAAAUUUUACUGAAAACAUAAUUGAAACUGUGUUGUAAAUUGAUAAUCUGAGUUUUAUUUAUAUUUGUAUUA
Nicotiana attenuata is the source of this 2025-nucleotide messenger RNA. RefSeq names its product F-box/kelch-repeat protein At1g74510-like. The record is from RefSeq and is a predicted model, not a curated record. Bases 425 to 1750 code for a protein of 441 amino acids. Gene Ontology annotation, molecular function: protein binding. The transcript has 2 exons. Gene Ontology annotation, cellular component: nucleus. NCBI's taxonomy places the organism in Eukaryota, Viridiplantae, Streptophyta, Magnoliopsida, Solanales, Solanaceae.